AUGAAUACCUGUGUGACUGUCUUUGUCGUGGCUGUGGCUCUUUCUAUGGUCCACUCCAUGGACUAUAGAGCACUUCACCAGUUCAGGGCCAUGAUCCUAUGCAUGAAGCCGGACAGUUGGCCGGCUCUUGACUACGCCGACUAUGGCUGCUACUGUGGACUCGGAGGCUCUGGAACCCCCGUUGAUGAUCUGGACAGGUGCUGCCAAGUGCAUGAUCAGUGCUACAGUGAUGCCAUGCAGCAUCCUGAAUGCUGGCCCAUCCUGGACAACCCGUACACGGAAAUCUAUGACUACACCUGUGACGAAGCAAACAAGAAGCUUACCUGCACAAGCAGCAAUGAUGAGUGUGAGAUGUUCAUCUGUGAGUGUGACAGGAAAGCGGCAGAGUGUUUCGGCGUUUCACCCUGGCACCCUGAGCACGAGCACCUGCCCAGUGAUCGGUGUCAAUAAAGAUCUUCAGCAGAACCAUGA
Messenger RNA from Oryzias melastigma (Indian medaka), 471 nucleotides. Its product is annotated as phospholipase A2. NCBI's taxonomy places the organism in Eukaryota, Metazoa, Chordata, Actinopteri, Beloniformes, Adrianichthyidae. Gene Ontology annotation, biological process: arachidonate secretion; lipid catabolic process; phospholipid metabolic process. The transcript has 4 exons. The record is from RefSeq and is a predicted model, not a curated record. Bases 1 to 450 code for a protein of 149 amino acids. Gene Ontology annotation, molecular function: phospholipid binding; calcium ion binding.